Messenger RNA from Moneuplotes crassus, 1191 nucleotides. Lineage: Eukaryota; Ciliophora; Spirotrichea; Euplotida; Euplotidae. The record is from the annotation of a GenBank genome assembly.
AGAAUAAUCAAAUGAUGAAUAUGCCAAGAUUGGAAGCAAGGGAGUCUCAGAAUUCAACGAAUUCCUUGAAUUCUGAGGAUUCAUCCAGCUCAAUGACUUAUCAUUUUCUGAGGCCAAUGCCCAUCCCUGAUAGCGAUAGUGAAGAGCUUAGUAGAUCUGAACAUAGUGAUACUAGUAGUGAGAAUGAGUGGCUGGUGGAUUCUCCUGUAAGAGGCAAAACAAUCAAAUCUUUCUGUAUCCAACCUCAUGGGGGAGAUACCUUGAUCAGAGGUGAAUCAAUGAUAUUAGAGAUCGAUACUGGUGAAGUGAAUGUUCUCAGUUGUACAAUCUGAUACAGCAAGAGGUUUGAAGGUAUUUAUAUAUGCAGGUUCUGAUCAAGCCAAGCCUGCAAGACUUGAUGGGAUCAUAUAUGUAAAACUAAUAGAAAGUGUCCCUUUUGAAGACAUAAAAUUCACCCAAAAAAUCUGAUCAGAAACAGACUGAGUGAUGAAAUCCACAACAAUCAAAAUAUAGACAAGCAAAAUAAUACUCUUGAUAAAACAUGAAUAUUUCACAGUGAAUAUGGAUCUUUCUUUUGUGAAACCUGAUUUACCUUUGUCUGAUUAAGCUGAAUUAGAGAUGGGGCUCACACAGAUCAUGAUCUCUGAGACAUUGACAAAAGAUAUGAACUUAAGCAGCAUUUACAGAAAAUUCAUUCAAUGAGAAAGAAUAUUUCUAAUGCUUCUGCUACACUAAAUUUAGCCAUAAAGACCCAUCAUAAAUACUUCAAUUAUCAAAAUGAUGAGUUCUCCAAGGUCGCUAAAUCUUUGAAAAAGACUGUCAUUUCCAAAAUAGAUGGUUGUUUGAAGAAAUACAUGGCUAGCAAUUUGGAACACCAGAAAUCAUUAUGAAGAGCCAGGAAAGAUCUUGCUAUCCUUGAAAAAGCUAAGCAAAAAUUCAUUUAUGGCUCUUGUGAAAUGCGAUCAGCAGAAGAUUUGAAAGAUAGAAUCUUAGAAUAUCUUGAUCAAAAAGGAUCAACUAAGCUAGCUCAAAUCCUUCGAGAAAAACAAGAUUACUCUCCAUGCCUAAAAGAUCUUGAAGAUGCUUAUAAUCUGAACCAAGAAGACAAGAAACAUGAGAACUUCUUGUUAAAAUUCAAUAAAAGUCUCAGUGACAUACUUAUCAAUGCCUUAUAAAAUUAAGGAGUUUUCA